Tyto alba (common barn owl) is the source of this 7107-nucleotide messenger RNA. RefSeq names its product fatty acyl-CoA reductase 2 (gene FAR2). The coding region runs from base 287 to 1834 and encodes 515 amino acids. Gene Ontology annotation, cellular component: peroxisome. Gene Ontology annotation, biological process: long-chain fatty-acyl-CoA metabolic process. The transcript is spliced from 12 exons. Lineage: Eukaryota; Metazoa; Chordata; Aves; Strigiformes; Tytonidae. The record is from RefSeq and is a predicted model, not a curated record. Gene Ontology annotation, molecular function: alcohol-forming very long-chain fatty acyl-CoA reductase (NADP+) activity.
GUGUGCCUGGCGGCUCCCGCUGCAGAGCCCGCGCGGACCCGGGGCCGGGCGAGGCGGCGGGGAGGAGCCGGGCGCCGGCGGCCCGAGCUGGUGCGCAUCGCCGGGCGGGCAGCCCCCCCCCCGGUACGGGCGGCCGCAGCCGCGCGGGGCGAGAGGCGGCGGAGGGGGAGGCAGAGCAGAGGCGCUGCCCCUCCCUCCCUCGGCCGGAUAUAUAGUAUCGGACCCAGAGGGGGAGGAGAGGUACCUCCUGCAGAAAGUUAAAGGAAGGAUAGAACAAGAAAGCACCAUGUCUUCAGUAUCAGCUUAUUACAAUGGAAAGAGCAUACUUAUCACAGGAGCUACAGGUUUCAUGGGCAAGGUACUGGUGGAAAAGCUUCUGCGCUGCAGCCCUGAAGUGAAAGCAGUCUAUAUACUUGUCAGGCCAAAGGCUGGACAAUCAAUGCAAGAGAGAGUGGCCAACAUGUUGAAAUGCAAGGUGUUUGACAGGGUCCGAGAAGAUUGCCCUAAUUUCCAUGAGAAGAUUAAACCUAUUAAUGCUGAACUCAGUGAGCCCAAGCUGGCCAUCAGUGCUGAAGAUGAGGAGGAGCUUCUGACCCGGGUCAAUAUUGUCUUCCACUGCGCAGCAACAGUUCGCUUCGAUGAGCCCUUGAAACAUGCCCUGCAACUGAAUGCAAUGGGCACGCAGCGGCUCCUAGAGCUGGCACGGCAGAUGCAGAACCUCGAGGCCUUCAUCCACAUCUCCACCGCCUAUGCAAACUGUAUCCGGAAAUUCAUAGAGGAAGUCAUCUACCCACCCCCAGCUGAACCCAAGAAGCUCUUCGAUUUAGUAGAGUGGUUGGAUGAAUCUAUCAUUCAAGACAUCACACCCAAGCUACUUGGGGAAUGGCCCAACACUUACACCUACACCAAAGCCCUGUCAGAAUACCUGGUUCAUCAAGAGAAAGGAAACUUGAACACUGCUAUCAUCAGGCCAUCCAUCGUGGGAGCUAGCUGGCAUGAACCUUUCCCAGGUUGGAUUGACAGCUUCAACGGGACAAGUGGGAUAUUGAUUGCGGCGGGCAAAGGAAUUCUGCAGACUGUCAUCGCCAACAACGAAGCAGUGGCAGACAUGAUUCCUGUAGACAUUGUCAUCAACCUCACCCUCGCGGCUGGGUGGUACACGGCUGUGCACAGACCAAAAAACAUGUUGGUGUACAACUGCACAACAGGUGGAAUCAACCCUUUCUUCUGGGGAGAAAUGAGGCAGUAUGCCAUGUCCACAUUCAAAAGGAACCCACUGGAGCAGGCCUUCCGAACACCCAACGCUCACUUGACGUCCAGCUGCUUGAUAAAUCAGUACUGGGUAAAUGUCAAUGACAAGGCACCGGCCAUACUCUACGACCUGUACAUGAGGCUCACAGGGAGAAAGCCUAGAAUGAUGAAGAUUGUCAAUCGACUGCACAAGUCUAUGAUGCUCAUGCAGUAUUUCUCCACUCAGUCCUGGGCUUGGUCUUCAGAUAAUAUGAAUAUGUUAAUGAGUCACCUUAACACAGAGGACAAAAAGUUAUACAACUUUGAUGUUCGUCAGCUGCACUGGUCAGAAUACAUUGAAAGCUACUGCCUCGGUGCUAAGAAGUACUUGCUAAACGAGGACAUGGCUGGCAUUCCAGCAGCAAAGCAGCACUUACGAAAGCUGAGGAACAUUCGAUAUGCAUUCAACACCACUCUCCUUGUGAUCAUCUGGCGCAUUUUCAUUGCAAGGUCGCAGAUGGCUCGAAACAUCUGGUACUUUGUGGUGAGCCUCUGCUACAAGUUCCUUUCCUACUUCAGGGCAUCCAGCACCCUCAGGCACUGAAGCCGUCCAUCAGCAACCAGCCACUUCCAGAAGGACCUCCAUCUCCUCUAAUCAGCAACUAUGGGCAUCAGGGUCUGAAAGUAGCAGAAAAAUCCCCACCCUCCAACAGCAGCCUGCAUUUACUGUGCACUGUUAUAUGUUCGCCUUUUUCAUUUUAACCAAUGCUUCAAUACAUGGUGGUCUUUCUUCCAUAGGACCAGGCCAAUUUUUAAAGCCAUAACUAAAGCUUUAGGAACAGGUCAAAGCUGGAACCAUUCAUCUGUAGUCUAAUGUGCAAGAGUGAGGAUUAACCAAAGUCAUCGUCUUCCCAUGUACUACCUAGGAUAUAUUAAUCCUAUCAUCUUCCUCAAAAGAGGCAAAUUUAAAGCAUACAACCUUGGAAGAAAAGGAUGCCAUCAGAGAAGACCCAGCCAAGGAAAUUAACCUGUAAGGGGUCUUCCUAAAGAAGCUAUUCCUUCAUUCUCAUUCAGUGAAAUGGUACCUUAUUGAAAAACACGAUUUAACGUUUUCAGUUUUUCAAAACUUAGAGGGGGGAAAAAAGAUCAGUUACACUAGGCCAGCGAACACACUGAACAGUUUUCAGAUCUUGUCUUAUAUUGCUACUGAGGACUGAUAUUUUCAAGCCAUAACUGAAGACACAUGUAGAAUUCAUGUACCUGUGUUAACUCUACUCACUCACAAGCUGCUUUCUUAUGGAAAGGUGUUUUUUCUCUCUGUGGUUAAGGUUGCAGUCUGUCAAAAAGCUCUAUUCUUGCACUUACCACAUUUGCUUGAAACAUUUUUCUGGCUUGAAAAAUGCUGUAUUUACAGUGAGAAUGAAGAGAAGACUUUAAAGACUGACGAAGACUUCAGAAACUCUGUAUUAUGUUUGAGGAAUAGAUCUUUUCCCCUGUCCAUUUGUCUGCAGAAAACUUCUCUCCCUGUAGCUCAAAUCCAGCCUGAUAGUGUCCUUCACGCUUUCAUUACAGCUAAAUCACUUUGAAGGUGAUCACUUAGAUGUAUGGAGGAAAUCCAAUCAGGCCAGUUCUGCUGCUACUCCUGGCAGUAGAAAUUAAAAAGUCUGAAACCUGUUUUUGUUUAGAAUAGGAAAAGGUGCAUUGACUUCUAUGUUAAAACAAUCAUGCACUGUGAAGCUAAUGCAUUUUGUCCUACAUUGCAGUUUAGAAAAGAACCCAAGGAUCUUCCUAAUGCUCAUGUGUAUUAGAGAUACUUGUUUCACCUAGUGAAGUAGGAAUUCUUGGGGGGGGGGGGGGGGGCGGGACAGAGAAAGAGAGCGCCUUCUUCAGAGUAGCUGAUAUAAGGGCCUUAGUGCAACAGCAACAAAUUUAUCGUGCUAUCAGAUUCUCAAAGUCAAAUCUAGUACUGGAAUAUUUUUCAUUCAGGUAACACUGAAUAAGCACUUUAAGAUUAUCAGGCUUUAAAGCAGCUAGUUUUUGAAGCAAUGCAGCGUCCAAUUUCUCUAGUCUUGUGUCAUGCUAGCUGUCUGAAAAAGUAAUGCUACAUCAUAAGAAAAUUACACAGUUGCUCUUUUGAGAGAUAAAGAGUAGCGGAGUAUUUACAAAGCUGGCAUUCUUCAAAAAUUAUCCUUGUUUUUGUCAGUAAAGGCAAAAGCAAGUUAUGACAACAGUAUAUUUAUAUCUUAGGCCUCCAAGCUAGUUCAAAAGUCUUUCUAAAGGUGCAAGGAGUUAAUCUUCCCCCGUGUGACCUAGAGGUCUAGUUUCAAUCAAUUGCCAAAGGAUGCCUGCAGCAGAACCCGACCAGAAGCGUGGUGUCCAGAAUGGCAGGGCUCUGGCAUUCCCUAGGAAAGGCCCCUGUGUUUGUUACACAGCACUUCUGUUCUAUAUCUUAACUAGGUCAAGCACCCGGUUUACAAAGAUUCAAAUUUUUUAAACUCUUUCCUUGAAAACGUCCUUUCAAAAUGAAACCAUGCCGGUUGUUAGCUAUGUGUUUGCCAACUUCAGAAAGCUGGCAGUGCAUGCUGUGCAUGGCACAUGAGGAAGGUGUCACUGCCUGGGGAGCUAGGAGCUGUGGGUUUGAGCACUGGGGACCAGACAUUUCACGUACAGUGCUUUUGUAGCAGGCUAUAUGGUGAAGGUUAGCUGCAUUAGGCUUUGCUAGCAUGGCUGUGCAGAGACUGGCUACCUUGGCGGGGUGAGGCAGGUUGCUGUAGGGACUCCUCUAGAAAGACUGCAUUCCCCCAAGUACAUAAUCAGGUCGUCGAUCAGAUUCCAGUCUUCUGAUACGAAAGGCUAAAAAACAAAACAAAACUGCAGAUUAUUUUGAAACAAACUUCCAUUUAAAAAGUAGGAAAGAAUUUUAACUCGUAUCCUAAAAGCCUUUUUAAGUGCCUGCCUUAUGUACAAAGAAAAGCAACAGCUAAGGGGAUCAUGUGUCUCAUGCAGCACGCGUGACAGACAAAAACUUGAGUCUCACAGAAAAGUCAAAUACUGCAGACCUGCUACACCUACAGUGUCUGGUCUACAUCAGUCAGCUCUACCAUGAGUAAAGUGUCCUGCCUCCCCUUCCCCACUGCCAGUCAUGCCAUGCAUUCCUCACAUAUGCCUGUAGGCACUCACAGUUAUUUCCACAGGCUGUAUUGUCCCAGCAAGUCUGAGAUGUAUCCUUGCUCACCUGAGCCUUUCCGGACCUGUUUUCUGCACUGCAGAAAGAUGCUUCAGAUUUCACUCAGAACAAUGGGGGAAUCAUGUUUUAAAGCUCUUCAGCAUUUUGCUGAAGGCAACAGCCACAGCAAAGCUGCUACUCAGUCUUGAAAAAAAAACAGCAGGAGCCGCUUGGGAUGUUGCAGAAACAUAGCUGUGGCAGAUGGUGCAGGCUCUUCUGGAGACCCUUCAUAGCCCGCGCAGCGCUGCCGGCAGCUGGCUCCAGAGCUCUGGCCUUGCCGGGGCCGGGGGGGGACCAAGCUGUUAGCUUUUCUUAACACAGACAUAACAUGCAGUGGAGCUUGAAUCUUGUGGCUUGAGAUGUUUUCAGCUGAUUGUCUGAACCACAAAAACAUUUCAGAAAAACCUUACUGCAGAGACUGACGUGUGGCGAUGGUCUUUGAGUGCCAGUUGUGGCUGUCAUCAUGGAGAGCUGACCUCGCGUAAGAACUUGUUCUCACCUCAAGCAGUGAUUUAUCGUUGAUGUUUUACUGUGUGGUCCCCAGUGUAUUUGUAUGUUCUCUGAAGAAACCCAAGCCUUAGGAAAAAUAGCUAAAAGAAAACAUGGAGUGACAGCCACUUAUUUUCUUCCCUGUUCUCUCUCUUGCUCUUUCAUGCAUACUCACAAGCUUUUAUGUAUUCGCACAUGAAAAGCUAAAUACAGUUUUUACCAAGUUAAAUUGCAGGGCCUGUGCUGACCAUGCACAAAUUAACAUGAUCAACUCAGGAGUGGAUAUUACUCAUGGCUAAAGGCUGUAGCUUUUCAUACCUGUAAGGUUGAAGCAGGACUCAAGCUUUUUUUUUUUUUUUUCCCCUACAAAGGUAGCAUGGUCAGUGCUACGGGGAGGAGAGGAGUAGGAGGAGCAUUCCUGCAGCCUCUGCCCAUAGACAGCAGAAGCUUUACUAGGCAGAGAGCAUCCAGCUCCACCAGGCAAGGGAGGCCGGAGGGAUGAGAGAAAUAGGAGCUGCCAAACUCAGAGGACUCUGCCUCCCAAGGAGUGGGGGAAGAGCGCCAUCAGCAUUUUGUUAUCAGUUUGGUUUCUUGUAGUAAAACAUAUGAACUGAAAGGCUCCUCCAUCCUCCCCCCAGCUACCAUCAGGCAGCAUAGAGAACAAUUUUGGCAGUCGUUCUUCACAGCCACAAGCGAAACUACCUGCCACAAGACAGUGUAAUGGGAUGAUUUGUUUGUGCGCUGUGAACCUGCAGCGUAUCUGCCCCCCUCAGAGUGUCAGAAGCCUGCAGUGCUGCUAAAGAAAUAACAUGGACCACUGCUGAACCCAAACUACUAAUGUUUUGUUAAUACCAUGCAUAUACACUAGUCUGUAGGCUAUCGCUAUGACCUGCUGUGCAAAAGCCGUGAAACACCAAAUAUCAUUUCACUGUCAAAGAGCAGUGGGCAGAAGCUUGCAAUUAAGUACCUUUUUUUUUUUUUAUUAUUAUUAAAUUGUGAUAACAACAAAAAACCCCGCAAAUUCCUAAAAUUAAUCAGAGUUUAAACUGCCUUUUGACUGACAACCAAAGCUGUUUAUCUCCAGCAUGUCUGUUACCAAAAAAACCUAAAAUUUCUCACCCUCUUCGCCUUCUAUCCCAAUAAUUUUAUUAAGAAAAUACAAUUCAUUCCUGGUAAGGUGGCAAGUAACAGAUAUACUGGUGUAUUACAGGCUGUUGGCCCAUUACCCACCUCCUCAAGAAAUUUGUUAUUUUCCAUUUUCUAAGAAAACAUUAUUAUAUAUGCCUGUGUGUAUAGCUACAUUUUUCAGCACCAGUCUUCUCAUACAACAGACAGAGAUGGUGAAGGCAGCGGAGCUCAUAUUGAAAUGCCAGGCUGUGCUUGGUUGGUAUCGCCGUUCCAAUUCAGUUUAAGACAAAGUGAUUAAAACCUACCCUAGUUUCCAUUGUAAAGGAAACUAACCUGUGGUACCAUAAACCAAAUCAUCAUCAUGAAUAAGCAACUGGGAAAAGAGGGAGGGGGGCAUUCUUUUGUUUGUAAAUAAGCUACAGCUUCAUGGUCAAAAGCAUGCUGUUGCUCUUCCAGCACUGACAUUCUACUGCAGAAAGCAAGGAUGAACUUCUAUUACAAUUGGACCCUUUAUUCUAGUGCAGAAUAAAUCAUAUACUGUACAUUCCCCAGAAGUUAAAUGGUGAAUAUACUGCUACAUGGUGCUAAAUAUCGGUAUGGAGGUGGUACAGACGUAAGAGAAUUAACAAAAAAAAAAAAAAAAUCGUAUUUGGGGAAUAAAGGUAUACUGUCCCACUUUAUUGCUUAAAAGUCAACUAUGAAUUGAGUUGGUUUGUUCAGAUUAACAUGAAAAUGCUUAUGAAAGGUUUCUUGUCCUUAUAUAAUCUCGGCAGACCCCAGUUUAUAGUAAAAUAUGUACUCUCCCACUGUCCAAAGUUUAUACAGUUCUAUCUGCUAUUUCUAUUCUCGUUAGCUAUGAGACAACUUACUGUUAUAAAUCUUAAUUACAAAGUUUCUAAUGUUAAGGUGUAAUCUUUUGAGCUCUCAAAUCAGAUAAAAUGGUAAAGUCACAAAUUAUGAGAACCUCAGCCAUAAAAUUGUUAAUAUGAUGUUUAUGUUAUUUUAAACAUUUAAUAAACCAAAAUAUUUUAAAA